CCUCUUUUGUUCCUAAGCAACCCUCUGUCUUACACGUACGCAAACUCACGCGGAGACAUAUUGCGACGAACGACAAGUAUGGACUUUUAAAGUGACAGCAUCGGACUAUCUUAGCACCUGUCACCUCGUAUCUUAAAAUGUACGAACCAAAUAAUCCACAGCGAAUGUGCAACGGUUCACAAACCACCGAAAGAGAACAAGCCAAAUUGCAGAAGAUCAAAGAACUGACAAGCAUCUUAAAGGACACGGACAAGAAUCUCACCAUAUGCGAGGAAAUACUGACGACUUAUAUAAAGAAACGAUUAAAGGAAAAAAGAGAAGGGAUACAAAGAAGAAACGAGCUGGAAAAUAGGAUGGCCGAAAUACUAGAAAAUCUAAAAACGCGAUUGUUGGUUGAAUGAAGCAAAUCUUAAAUAAUAAAUCUGUAUAUUAUGUGACUUAUAUGGAUAAUAUAUUAUCGUUUACAUUACUUGUUAUUACGUUCUAUAUCUCAUAAGAAAAUAAAAUUAUUAAUGUCAAUUUAUCUUAUUAAAUCAGUUUCUUUUUCUUAUUAAAAUACCAAAGUGCAA
Messenger RNA from Formica exsecta, 569 nucleotides. RefSeq lists its product as uncharacterized. The record is from RefSeq and is a predicted model, not a curated record. The transcript is spliced from 3 exons. Lineage: Eukaryota; Metazoa; Arthropoda; Insecta; Hymenoptera; Formicidae. Bases 138 to 401 code for a protein of 87 amino acids.